AUUGAUAAUAAUGGCUCCUCCUGCGGGGCGCCUGAAAAGCGUAGAGGAUGGGUGACUUAAUGUCCCAAUAUCAAACUAAUGGGACGAACAGGAUACACGCCAAUAACAGUCGCGAUAGUGGACCGACGGGGUGUUUUACGGCGUUUCAUCUCCCUCACACCACAUGGGGACUCACGGUGCACUCCGAAUCAGUCGGUUGCUCCGGCCUCGAGAGGGGAAUGCCAAUGCUGGUUCUGAUGGAUCAUUAUCAGAUGGUGUGCCACUGUUUGACUCCUGCUUUAUCUCCGGCUUAAUUAAUCGUUAUUAUUGCUGCUCCCGCUUGAAUCAUGAACGCUGGCUGCGAUCAACCUAUAUAACCUCCCCGUCCGGCAGCUCUGUCCAUUCCUCCAUCAUCCUUCCAUUCUUUUCUUUUUUCAUUCAUUCCUUCUUUCUUUCUUUGUAUUUUUGUCUUGUCUUUCUUUCACCAUGAAGUAUACCGCCCUCCUCGCUGCCAUUGCCAGCACCGCCGCUGCUGCUGUCAGCGUCUCUGGCACUGCUGAAGGUUUCGCCAGCAGCGUCACUGGUGGUGGUGAUGCCACUGCCGUCUACCCCUCCACCACGGAUGAGCUGGUCUCAUACCUUGGAGACGACGAAGCGCGAGUGAUUGUUCUCUCCAAGACCUUCGACUUCACCGAAACCGAAGGUACCACCACUGGCACUGGCUGUGCUCCCUGGGGAACUGCCUCGGCCUGCCAGGUCGCCAUCGACUCCAACAAAUGGUGUGAAAACUACGAGUCUGACGCCCCCUCUGUUUCGGUCUCAUACGACAACGCCGGUACUCUCGGUAUCACCGUCGCCUCCGACAAGACCAUCCUCGGUGAGGGCUCCAAGGGUGUCAUCAAGGGCAAGGGUCUCCGUAUCGUCAGCGGUGCCUCCAACAUCAUCAUCCAGAACAUCGCCGUCACCGACAUCAACCCCAAGUACGUCUGGGGUGGUGAUGCCAUUACCGUGAACGACGCCGACCUUGUGUGGAUCGACCACGUCACCACUGCCCGUAUCGGCCGUCAGCACAUCGUCCUCGGAACCGAAGCCGACAACCGCGUCAGCAUCACCAACAACUACAUCAACGGUGAAUCCGACUACUCGGCCACCUGUGACGGCUACCACUACUGGGGUAUCUACCUUGAUGGAUCCAGCGACAAGGUCACCCUCAAGGGUAACUACAUCUACCACACCAGCGGCCGUAGCCCCAAGGUCCAGGGCAACACUUACUUGCACGCUGUCAACAACUACUGGUACGACAACACUGGCCACGCCUUCGAGAUCGGUGAGGGUGCCUACGUUCUCGCCGAAGGAAACGUCUUCCAGGAUGUCACCACCCCCGCCGAGUCCCCCAUCGACGGUGAGGUCUUCACUGUUCCCAGCACCACCUCCGCUGAGCAGUGCUCUUCCUACAUCGGCCGUAACUGCGAGGUUAACGGAUUCGGUAACUCUGGCACCUUCAGCCAGUCUGACACCGGUGUCCUCUCCAAGUUCAAGGGUGAGACCGUGGCUUCUGCCUCUGCUUACUCUUCCGUUGCCUCCAGUGUCUCUAGCAACGCUGGUCAGGGCCACUUGUAAGCUCACAGCUUGCAGAAUCAGCCAACUGUCGAAGUGAUGUGGAGGUCAAAGAGAAAAGGGGUCGAGGUGAUUGAUAAUUAACUUUCGUGUAUUUAAUUAUAUUUAGACCUACAAUUAAAUCCAUUUGGGUGGAUCUACUAUUAUUGAACAUGAUAUCCGUGCCG
Molecule: messenger RNA, 1763 nt
Organism: Aspergillus wentii DTO 134E9
Lineage: Eukaryota; Fungi; Ascomycota; Eurotiomycetes; Eurotiales; Aspergillaceae
Product: polysaccharide lyase family 1 protein
Exons: 5
Coding region: 466-1599 (377 amino acids)
Molecular function (GO): pectate lyase activity
Source: RefSeq, a predicted model, not a curated record